Molecule: messenger RNA, 889 nt
Organism: Heterobasidion irregulare TC 32-1
Lineage: Eukaryota; Fungi; Basidiomycota; Agaricomycetes; Russulales; Bondarzewiaceae
Exons: 6
Coding region: 465-725 (86 amino acids)
Source: RefSeq, a predicted model, not a curated record
GGAGCUCACCGCUCACCGCGUCUGUUCAUUGUGUCUGACAGUGCUUAUGGCGUGACUAAAAUUGCCUUAGACGGCGUUUGGGCCCCGGACGGCCCUUCUAAUCCACGGCUUGCGCACGUCAAAUCAAUGACAGCUUGUCUCGAGUUCCUCGCCCCCAUAUGCAUCCUGCUCGUGCAGGACGGAGCGCACGACAGUGGCGCACUGGAGCCAGAUGCUGGACGCGCAGGGACCUUAUGCAGCAAUGCGCUAUUAAUUGGAGCACGAACGAGUGCGAUGAGCCGCUCGUAGCUAUAUAUAGCACGGCCGGGACCCCAAUGUGUCCUGCCUCUUUCCAUGAUGUAACCGUUUGGCAAUCAGCCCUUCCUAUAUAAGCUCCCUGUCUCCCUCUCCGCAGUCAUUUCUCCCUUGGUCCCUACAUCAUAGCAACAGACGUCCCCGCUCCCGCUGCACAUAUUCUCUUUACGAUGGAAGCCCCCAAAGCUGCUCACGUUACUGCAAACCAGCCCCAGGCUGCCGUACAAAUGAACGCCAUGAACCCUGCUACCCCUGCAAACUCGCAACAGCAUGAGCAGCAUGAGCACAAGGCCCAUCGCAUCCGUGGCGGUGGAGCCGGCAAGGACUGCUUCAUCGGCUUGUUCGGGUGCUUCGUCUGCUUCGAAUGCUGCGAGGGCUGCUGCGAUUGUGCCGCCGACAUCCUCUGCUGCCCUUGCGAAAUGUGCUGCUAGAUACAUACUCGAGAUCUUUGACGACUCCAACAUUAACGCUUGUAGCCUACGCGGUGUUGUUCCUUGCACAUCUCGCUUGUAGUCACUGCUGAACACCUGUUUUCUGUAUAUUUCUUGUGAAACGUCGACGCUUGCACGAGGACAGUCCUCAAUUUCGAACGCGC